Messenger RNA from Nothoprocta perdicaria, 3288 nucleotides. It is a transcript of the gene KSR1, whose product is annotated as kinase suppressor of ras 1. The transcript has 20 exons. Lineage: Eukaryota; Metazoa; Chordata; Aves; Tinamiformes; Tinamidae. Bases 327 to 2630 code for a protein of 767 amino acids. Gene Ontology annotation, molecular function: protein kinase activity; ATP binding. Gene Ontology annotation, cellular component: cytoplasm; membrane; endoplasmic reticulum. Gene Ontology annotation, biological process: protein phosphorylation; Ras protein signal transduction. The record is from RefSeq and is a predicted model, not a curated record.
GGGGCUCGCCGGCCGUGCGCAGCACGCUGCAGCAGUGCGGGCUGCUCCAGGACCUCAUCGACAUCUCGCUGUCCAACCUGCGCGGGCUGCGCACGCAGUGCGCCGCGUCCAACGACCUCACGCAGCAGGAGAUCCGCACGCUGGAGGUGAAGCUGAUCGACUACAUCCAUAGACAGCGGCAGUGCAAGCUAAGCGUGCCCCUCAACGACAGGACUGCAGAGCUCAACAGCUACCCGCGAUUCAAUGACUGGUUAGACAUUGUCAACGUGAGGAAAGAAGUUGUGCAGAGAAUCCCAGAAGAGCUAACCUUAGAUGCCUUACUAGAAAUGAAUGAGUCAAAGGUGAAGGAAACCAUGAAGAGAUGUGGUGCCAGGGACGAGGAGUGCUCCAGACUCAACGGGGCCCUGAGCUGCCUGAGGAAGGUGACGGAAUCAGGUGGGGAGCUGAAGGACGACCCGCUGAUGAAUCUUGCGGAGAGCCAUCGAGAGAACAGCUCCACGAGCCCGCCAGAGCCCCCCUGCUCCUCUGCACCGCCGGGGACCCCCAGCCCUGCAUUGCACCCGAGCAGGGGCAGCGGCCAGGCACGUUCUGCAUCCGUGUCCACAAUCCCGCCCUCGGACUCUCUUGCUUCGAGCCACGGACCCUCUAUCUAUGCAGAUAACCUCCUGGACCCCUUUACCUUCCCCACACACAGUGGCAGGUUAACGCCAAGGACUCCUCACAGCAUCACCAUCACCCCCCCCACCACUCCUCAAGCCAAGAGGCGGCACAAGGUGAAGCCACCACGGACUCCUCCGCCCCCCUGCCGGAAGGUUUUUCAGCUGCUACCGAACUUUCCAACGCUCACAAGGAGCAAGUCCCACGAAUCACAGCUGGGCAACAGGAUAGACGAUAUUCCUCCAAUAAAGUUCGAGCUCUCCCAAGGAUCCCCACAAAUGGUACGAAGAGACUUUGGCCUCGCCGUGACACACAGGUUCUCUACGAAGUCUUGGUUGUCUCAGAUUUGCCAAGUCUGUCAGAAAAGCAUGAUGUUCGGGGUGAAGUGUAAGUACUGCAGGUUAAAAUGUCAUAACAAGUGCACUAAAGAGGCACCUGCUUGUAGAAUAUCCUUCCUUCCCAUAACAAAAAUAAGGAGGACAGAGUCUGUCCCUUCAGAUAUCAACAACCCUGUGGACAGACCGACGGAGCCGCAGUUUGGAACUCUUCCCAAGGCACUAACUAAAAAGGAGCACCCACCAGCAAUAAACCACCUGGACUCCAGCAGUAACCCUUCUUCUACAACCUCCUCCACACCAUCUUCCCCAGCACCCUUCCAGUCUUCCAACCCUCCCAGUGCAACGCCUCCCCCGAACCCAUCUCCCAUGGGCCAGAGGGAUGGACGCUUUAACUUCCCUGCUGCCUACUACAUUCAGCAUAGACAACAAUUUAUCUUCCCAGAAAUUUCCAGUCCUGCACAAGUAGCACAGCAUCCAGAAACAUCUGAAAACACUAAUGCUGCUGAUCUGCUGGACACAGAUGGAGCUCCUUGCGAAGCAGAGGUGGAAGAACCAGAGACAAAUAAAUCAGAACCUGAAGAUGAUGAGGAUGAGGUGGAAGACUUGCCAAACAGACGACCACACUUGCAAGGGAUGAUCUAUCGCAAACCCAGCCAAACCAGUGUCUACCUGCAGGAGUGGGACAUUCCCUUCGAACAGAUCGAGCUGGGGGACCCUAUCGGUCAGGGACGCUGGGGGAAGGUUUACAAGGGCAAAUGGCACGGAGAAGUGGCUAUCAGGCUGCUGGAGAUAGAUGGAAACAACCAGGAUCAUCUCAAGCUCUUUAAAAAGGAGGUGAUGAACUACAGGCAGACCCGACAUGAGAACGUGGUACUAUUCAUGGGAGCAUGCAUGAACCCUCCUCAUUUAGCAAUCAUUACCAGCUUCUGCAAAGGAAGGACCCUGCACUCAUUUGUGAGGGACCCCAAAAUAUCCCUGGAUAUUAACAAAACCAGGCAGAUAGCCCAGGAGAUCAUUAAGGGCAUGGGCUAUCUUCAUGCAAAGGGGAUUGUACAUAAAGACCUGAAAUCCAAGAAUGUUUUCUAUGACAACGGGAAAGUUGUAAUCACUGACUUCGGAUUAUUUGGAAUUUCGGGAGUGGUUCAGGAAGGAAGGAGAGAGAAUGAACUGAAGCUGCCUCAUGACUGGUUAUGUUACCUGGCCCCUGAAAUCGUUCGUGAGAUGGCCCCUGGGAAGGAUGAAGACAAGCUGCCUUUCUCCAAAGCUGCCGAUGUCUAUGCUUUUGGGACUGUGUGGUAUGAGCUCCAAGCAAGAGAAUGGCCUUUCAAAAACCAGCCUGCAGAGGCACUUAUCUGGCAAAUCGGGAGUGGUGAAGGAAUGAAACAAGUCCUUUCAACAGUUAGUUUGGGCAAGGAAGUCAACGAAAUUCUCUCAGCGUGCUGGUCGUUUGAUCUUAGUGAGAGACCCAGCUUCACUGUCCUUAUGGAUAUGCUCGAAAAGCUGCCAAAAUUGAAUCGUCGGCUCUCCCACCCAGGGCACUUCUGGAAAUCUGCAGACAUUAACAGUAGCAAAGUUGUCCUGCGUUUUGAAAGAUUUGGCUUGGGAAUCCUGGAACCAAGUAAUCAAAAGCUAUAGCGUGGUGUGUAAUGUCUUGUGGUCAUGGGGUCCACCUGCUACUUCCACAAAGCACCAGAAACCUUCACAGAGGCUGCUGAGCUCUGGCUGGCCUCCCUCUUGUUCGCACAGCCCGAGUUCUGCCCGAGCACCAGCAGCUACAUAAACAAUGUUUACAUUAUACUCAUGUGAACUAUAUUUUUUUAAGCAUAAUAAAAGGUGAAUCAAGUUUAACUGCCGCCAUUCAAACAGCACUGAAAAAGAGACUCUUUCUAGUUCCUUGCUGUAUCUGUGGCAUAAACAGGAGGUGCCUCCAAGCACUUGUUGCCCGUGGCCAGAGGGCUGCGCGGCUGUGGGGAGGGAGUCACAGCGGGGCUGCCACUGGCAGAGCUGGCUAUCGCAGAGGUUACAUACCAGGGAAAAGAGAGAGGCGAGGCCUCCUCUGCACAGCGUCACAGCAAGAGCUGUGUGUGCUCCUCAUUCCAGUAAUGACUGACCUUUAAGGAAGCGGCUGGGAAAAGCUUUUGAGCAAAGAACUGCCUUAAAUCCCCCUUCAGCCUCAAGAGGGAAGGGGCUGGUGCGGUGAUGCCUCUGGGCUUGCUGAACCGAGGGCACCUCCUGCUCCUGUGGGCUGUGCUGGAACCACCCGUGACAGCUACAGGUGACUCCCGGAGCAGGA